Molecule: messenger RNA, 7585 nt
Organism: Monodelphis domestica (gray short-tailed opossum)
Lineage: Eukaryota; Metazoa; Chordata; Mammalia; Didelphimorphia; Didelphidae
Source: RefSeq, a predicted model, not a curated record
GGUGGGUCUAGGGGCUGAGGGCAGGAUGGGAAGGAGCGGCUGGGCAGGGUGGGCCUCCUCUGGGAAGCCCCCAUCACCUUGGACAAGUCCCCCCACCCCAAGUUCUCUGCCCCUUUGAUUGCUUCCAGGCUGAGCCCUUGGUUGCCAGGGCAGCUCCUCCCCCCCAACUGGGCUGGAGGAGCAGGGGCAGGCCUGGGGACUGUGCUCCAUCCCCCCAAAUGUGGGAGCUUUGGGCCUCGGGGGCUCUUCCUGACUUCUUUCUCGUCCCCCAGCUUAGGGCGCCCCGAGAACAGCCUGAGGAGGGAGGAGCGAUGGCGUCGGUGCUCCUGGCAGCCCCGGCCCAGAAAUCUUUGACAUUCAAGGAUGUGGCUGUGGACUUCACCAAGGAGGAGUGGAGGCAACUGAACCCUUCUCAGAGAGAUAUGUAUAGGGAUGUGAUGCUGGAGAACUAUAAGAACCUAGUCUUUCUGGGGCUUUUAGGUUCUCAACCAGAUGUGAUCUCCCAGUUGGAGAAAGGUGAAGUGCCCUGGAUGCCUGAGGGAGAAAUAUCAAGAAAUCCUUCUCUAGAUUCUAUAAUUCAGAAUACUAGGCAUAAAGCCACAGAAUCAGUUCCGAAGUCUGCCGUUUCUCUGGGAGAAUCAUCCAAAGAAUUACUCAAAAAGGAUAGAUCUUGUAUUGCCAUAUUGGGAGAUGACUGGGAAUGUGAUGUCAGGUCACAGAGGCAGAAGGGUAACCAACAGAGAAAAUCUAAAAAAUUGACAGUCACCCAUGAAAGCAAUAUAUUUGGGGAAAAUGUCAGUUUGAAUUUAUUACCUAUUCCACAGCAGGGAGCUCCUACAGGGAAAAGUCUCCAUGGGUAUGGAGGAAAUGCAAAGACAUCCAAGCAAUAUCCAAACAUUAUUAAGGGUCACAAAAUCUCUGGAAAGAAACUUUCUAAAUCAAUUAAAUACAGGAAAUCUUUCAGUUACCAUUCAGAUCUUAUUCAGUAUCAUAGAAAACUUACUGGGAAAAAGACAUGUGAAUGUAGUGAGUGUGGGAAAGCCUUUAGCACCAGGUCAUCACUUAAAGGACAUCUGAGACUUCAUACUGGAGAGAGACCCUUUGUGUGCAGCGAGUGUGGGAAAGCCUUCAUUCAGAGGGCAAAACUGAAUGUACAUAAGAGAAUUCAUACCGGAGAGAAACCCUUUGUAUGUCAAGAGUGUGGAAAGGCUUUCAGAUAUUCAAUAAGUCUUACUGAACAUAAGAGAAUUCACACAGGAGAGAAACCAUUUGAAUGUAAAGAAUGUGGGAAAGUCUUCAGGCAGAGCUCAGCACUUAGGAGGCAUCAGAUAAUUCAUACUGGGGAAAAACCUUUUGUGUGUAAUCUUUGUGGAAAAGCCUUCAUAGAGAGUGGAAAACUUACUGCACAUAAGAGAAUUCACACAGGUGAGAAACCUUUUCAUUGUAAAGAAUGUGGGAAGACCUUUAGCUAUAUCUCAUCCCUUAGAGAUCAUUGUAGGUUUCAUACUGGAGAAAACCGACAUGAAUGUAAUGAAUGUGGCAAAUCUUUCAGUAGAAGCACAUCACUUAAAGGCCACCAAAAAAUUCAUACAGGUGAGAAACCCUAUGUGUGCAAUGAGUGUGGGAAAGCUUUCAUAGAGAAAGUAAGACUUACUGAACAUAAAAGAAUUCAUACUGGGGAGAAACCUUUUGAAUGUAAUGAAUGUGGAAAAGCUUUCAGUCACAGUUCGUCCCUUAGAUAUCAUCGGAGACUUCAUACUGGAGAAAAACGAUACAAAUGCAAUGAAUGUGGGAAAUGUUUCAGUGCAAGUUCAACACUUAGAAAGCAUCAGAGAACUCAUACUGGAGAGAAACCCUUUGCCUGUACAGAGUGCGGGAAAGCCUUCAUAGAGCGAGGGAGACUUACAGAACAUAUGAGGAUUCAUACUGGAGAGAAACCCUUUGAAUGUAAUGAAUGUGGAAAGGCCUUUAGCUAUACUACUAGUCUUACUGAACAUCAGAGAAUUCAUACAGGAGAGAAACCUUUUGAAUGUAGUGAAUGUGGGAAAGCUUUUAGCCAAAGCUCAACACUUAGGACACAUCAAUUAACACAUACUGGUGAGAAGUCCUUUGAAUGUAAUGAAUGUAAGAAAGCCUUCAGUAGCCGUUCAUCCUUGAAGCUUCAUUGGAGAAUUCAUACAGGAGAGAAAAAGUUUGAAUGUAGUGAAUGUGGAAAAUCCUUCAUCAGAAGCUCAUCUCUUAUGAAACACCAGAGGAUUCACACUGGAGAAAAACCAUUUGCAUGCAGUGAAUGUGGGAAAGCCUUUAUAGAAAGAGGAAGACUUAAUGAACAUAUGAGAAUUCAUACUGGAGAGAAACCCUUUGAAUGUCAUGAAUGUGGAAAAGCCUUUAGCUACAUAGCAAGUCUUACUGAACAUAAGAGAAUUCAUACUGGAGAGAAGCCCCUUGAAUGUAAUGUGUGUGGAAAAGCCUUCCGCCACAGGAUAGGUCUUACAGCUCAUAAGAGAAUUCACACAGAAGAAAAGCCUUUUGAAUGUAAAGAAUGUGGGAAAGCCUUCAGUAACAGUUCAAAUCUUAUGAUGCAUUGGAGACUUCAUACAGGAGAGAAACCCUUUAAAUGCAAUGAAUGUGGAAAAGCGUUCAGCAAUAGCUCAAAUCUUAGGACACAUCAAAGACUUCAUACUGGAGAGAAACCCUUUGAUUGCAAUCAGUGUGGGAAAGCCUUUAGAGAAAAGAGACAACUUACUCUACACAAGAGGAUUCAUACUGGAGAGAAACCUUAUGAAUGUAAUGAAUGUGGAAAAGCCUUCAGUUAUCCAACAAGUCUUACUGAACAUAAGAGGAUUCAUACUGGAGAGAAACCCUUAGAAUGUAAUGAAUGUGGGAAAACCUUCAGUCACAGUUCAUCUUUUAGGAAUCAUAAGAAAUGUCAUACUAAAGAAUAACAGCAUGAAAAAAAAAUGUGGGAAAUCUUUAGUGACAACUCAUUCCAUUUACCUGAAAAUUGAUAUUUUAGAGGAACCAUGGGAAAGUGAUAAAUGGGAACUUUUUCAGCAAAAAAGACCUCAGAAUUUACAGAUUCACAAAAACUAUAGAGAUUUAAGGGAAUUUAGGGAUCAUAAUCUUAUACCAGUAGAACAUAAAGUACUUGAGGGCAAGGACAAUUUUUUUUUUGUCUAGUUACCUGGCACCUACACAGUUUGUGGCAUGUAGUAGGUACUCAACAAAUACGGGACAUCUAAGCAAGAAUCUAUUACAUAAUACACUUGAAAAGUAAAUUGGAUUAGUUGCUUGAAAAUGACUGGCAGCCAGAGUAGGUAGACCUGACCAAGGUCUUUCCUUUCCACUCUAGCUAUAGAAUUCUGUAAUAAAAGAAUAUCUCUCAGGGACUCAGUUGGUACAAAUGAGAGGGUUAAGAUACCAACUAAUGUGGCAGAGAUAGUAACAUGGGCUUAAGAAAGCUUUUAUGCCUUUUUUUUUAAAUUUGAAAAAUAGAUGCCCAUGAAAUCAGAAUUGCAGGGAGUUCAAGGCCAUGAAUAUUCCCUGGAUUAAUGCCUGUUAAGAAUGUAAGGUGACUUGAUUGGAGAGAACCUAGAGUAUUUUUUUUCCUAUUGGUAACAGAAAAUGAGAGCUAAAAUUCAACAAUCCAAAGAUCUGUGGAAAUAAGAUUUUCCCCCAAAGAAUCUGGUUAACUUCUAAUGACUUUUAAGCGUAGUUUCACAGAUGCUGAAACUUUAAUACAGACUUGGAAAAAAAAGUAUCUAAAAUCAUCCUAAACAUAAAUAUUGGGGAUAUUUGUCUAAGAAUUACCUACUUGGGUAUCUGCCUCCUGGUAAAUGAUUAUUGCAGAUACUUUCUACGAUUCAGCAUUAAACCUGUUCUGUGUGUGUUGUGUUGUGACACAUGCAUCUGAGAUUGUAGUUCAAAUGUAUGUGUGAAUCAAUGUAUUAAGAAUUAAUCUAGUUUAGGAUUUAUUCUCCCUUUUUUUCUUACCAAGCUACUACCAAAUGCAAAAUACCUAGAAAGUUUCCAGUCUUCUAACUACAUAUGAGGAGGGAAGAUGGUGAACUACUUUGGGAAAAGAAAAUUUCCAGAAAGUCAAGACAUUUGGAACUGUAGACUCAGAAGUUGUAAAGGUUUAUUUCCUCAUGUCUGGUCACAUUUCUGCAAGCUGAGAACAGACAUUCCUACUUUUCCUGUCUAACCAGGAAUCCUAAACUCUUCAGCCAAAACAGUCCAGUUGGAACCUAAAAAAGGUAUUUUUAUUACUCAGUCUUAUCGUUAGUGUUUGCCAAAUGGCAGCAUCCAUUUCUCUUUAGUAUUUGAUCGCUAUGUAACUUGCUAUUGGAAACUUUUAUUGAAACUAAGUUCCUUAUAAAAAGUAGUUCUCCAGGGAGCCAGUUCUCAGUUUGAUGAACCAUGAUUUGUAUACUUCGUUGUAAAUCAAGUUGAAUUUAAUUAUAUGUUUAAUAAAUAUGCUUAAUAUUUUCAUACUUUUUUCAAAGAACAACUUGUUGGGAUGUGUUAUUGGAUGUAAUUUUCCAAAAUGUUCUGUUGUUAAAGAGAAAAGAUCCCAAGUUCAUAUGGCUUGGAAUAUGUAUUUUGCAAAAAAAAAAAGUGUAGUAAAAAGUGAGCUAUAGGAAUUCAGUUUCUAAAGAGAGAUUUUGGCCUUCAAAACUAAAUAGGCACAGACAGAAUAGCCUUUGCUUUGAAGCACUAAUAUUGGUAAGUCAUAUAUAAACAUAGCAAGCUUUGAAAUGUAGAAUUAGCAAGUAAGGAUACUUGACCGCAGAACAGAAUUUGAAAAGAGCAGAGAAAUUAAAUAGUGAACAAUACCAAGAUUAAGUAGGCUAAGGCCAUGAUAAAUAAGAAUAUAAAGAUAAGGAAUGAUUCUUUGUUUUCAUUGAUCUAGAACUUCAUAUGAAAAAAUUUACUAUAUCAGUACAGGUCAGCACUUAGCACCUACAGUUGCCUACAGUUCCAAGAAGUUAAAUGGUUUGGGGAAUGACGAAUUCACAGCCAGUAUUUUUGGAGGUGAAAUUUCAACUUGGAUAUUUCUGGUUCAGAGACUAGCUUUACCUACUUAGCUUUAUCCAGCCUAUCUAGAGAAGAUAAACUCCUUUUAAAAAGUGGACCAAUACAAAAACUUUGCCAUUUUACCAAAUAGCUUAAUUACUUGACAAUUGAAUCUUCGUGAAUUCUAAAGUUCUAUAUCAGACACGUUAUUGUUUUACCAUUCCCCCCCCCUCCAGUUUGAAGAAGACCUUUUCUGUAAUUACUAAGUAACAAAUGUUUAAGCUUUUAGGAUUCAACUUACCUAGGUUUUGAAUGAAUAUAUAAUAACCUUAAGUUACGGAGAGGUCUCCCAACCAGUGAGAAGGGAAGAAUGACUUUGUGGUCAAGGCUUCCUUUGAGGACAUCAAGAUCAGAGAACACCUCUUGGAAAUAGUGCAAAUAAUAAGGUUUGAAGAUAUGUGGACUGCCACGAAAACCUUAAAAUGAUGAUUUUGCAGUGAUGAGGAAAAAGUUGCUAACAUCAACCAGCACAAGGAUUGAAUGAUGACUUGAUUUGUCAUCAAUAGUGUUUUUUUCUGCCCAGAAAAGCCUGUUGUCCCUGUGGUCUGAAUUGAACAUGAUGAACUUUGAUUUGUUUCUUAAUAACCAGACUUCAGAUAUUGUCUUAAUAGUUGAACUUUACUUUGGCACAUCCUACAAUGCUAUUGUUUUACUGUAAAUAUUUGACUUGGAAUGUUUUACGGUCAUUGUGUGUCUUGUCCCCUAUGAAUGACAUCAAGGGUGAGAAAUCUAAAGAGAAAGAUAGAUUUAGGAAGGUAGACUGUCUAAUAGCUUUGAAGUGCGCAGACUACUUUAUAGACAUUCUCUUCUUUCAACCUCAGAACUUUGGGAGGGUUUUAUGCCAUGUUUUAUAGAUGAAGAAAUUGGCUAGCGUGUUAGACUUUGAGUUUGAGAGGUUAUGCCUCCCUGAUUUCUCUUGAACCCUCACUUAUAUUGUUUUAGAAUUGACACUAAGGAUCAGUUCCAAGGUAAAAGAGCAGUAAGGGAUGGGCAAUGCGGUGAAAUGACUUGCCCAGGGUUACACAACUAGGAAGUAUCUGAGGCCAGGUUUAAACCCAAGACCUCCCGCCUCUGGAACUAGUUUCCUAGCUCCUUUCAGAUGGUUUUCUUGUCAAAUGGAGAUGAUAUUGUCUGAGACAAUAUGCCACAGUGUUAUAGGGUUCUAAUAAGAUAAUGUGUGUAAAGCAGCAUAUCAAUGUCAGCUCCUUGAUGUGUGAUAAUUAAGUUCAUAAAACCAAUGCCAAUGUUUCAUCUUUCUUAAUUAUUAUAAACAGUGGAAUUGACUAUAAAAGGUGGAAACCACUAAAAAGGCUCUUUGCUCAAGACCCUGUUUUGGCUUUUGAAUUACAUAUUGCUUCAGAUCUCUGAGAAGGUGGCUCACUAUAUUAGGAGACGAGCUGAUGCUCAAAGCUAAUGGACAUGGUGAACAUUGAGGCAACAGCAAUUGGCCAAUGAAGGGAACAUAUCAGCAGAUUUCUUACUGAAGUGGUCAUGAAAGACAGUGAAAUUGUGGUAAUGGUUCAGAGUGGCACGUCAACUCUUGAACGCAUUCUUAGAAAGCAUGGGGCAGUGGCACAGACUGGUGGCAGGACUUAUGAAAACUCCAUGAUUUUUCUUCCUUGAUCAUCUGGAUAACUGUCACCUUGACUAUUUUACCCUUUAGUUAACAUGGAGAAGUAUUGCAUAAACUCACAUUUCCUAAACUAAAUUUUACCCAGGAUCAAGAACUAGGUCCAGAAAACUUGCACAAGGUCAGGGUAUUAUUUCUAGACCAAAACUUAGCAGAAUACAAUCAAUGUCACCCUAAGUGCCCCCUUUUCCCAUUCUCACAGUACAUGUUCUGGUCUUGAAUAUCUGCAAGGGCUCUGUGAUGGUCAGUAUUAUGUUAUUUAAAUGUGAAAUGGUUUAAAUAUCCUGAGCUAGGACAAAAAAAUGCUGUCAAGGGAUUGACUAUAGUGAACUCACCUUUGAGGUGAUGUAUCUUAAAUAAAAUAUCUUGGGAUCGUCUUAAGACACAUCUUAGGAAAAGAUAUAUAACAACAGAAGAGAUAAAGUUCACUCAAGCUGGCUGCAGCCCAGUUAUUCCUGAGUUGGAAAACCUUUUAUAGCAUAUGGAUAUCAGCUUUGUUGGAUCUGCUAUCUCAUCACUACAAAGUGUUUGGGUGGAUGACAGCCAGCCUUGUCCUAGAGCAAGGGUUCUUAACCUUUUUGGUAUCAUGGACUAUUUUGUAUUAUGGCAGCUUGGUGGAAAAGUACAUAGACCCUAGGACAAGAACACCUAGAGCAUUGAGGGUAGUCCCUCCCCUUUAUAAAUAUUUUAAGUUCUUCAGUUUUUAUGUAAAAUGUGAGAAACAGAGAAUAAAGGUCUUAAAUCUCGAGAAAGAGAUACUAGGACCUAAGAGAUGGAGCUUUGUGUUGAUUGUAUUCAAUGGCUGCUGGUGAUGUCCAUUUACUGGAAACCUCUUUAUUAUCAUUAUUGUUUUAAGUAAAAUUAUUUUGUUUUUAAAAA